UACUAUUUCGCGCCACUGGGUUAGGUCCUUGCAGCUCCGCAAACGUUAAUUAAAAAAAAAAAAGAACCGAAAGGAGAGCCAGCUGCGACGCUCUUCAUCCCUCUAUCUUAUUUAUUUUUUUUGCCCCACUUUUUACUGGGGCGUUGUCUGUGUGUGUUUUGUUCCUGGCCAGGGGGCGUGGGCCAAGGUGGUUUGCGGUGCUUCCAGGACGCGGGCGUCUUCGCGGGAAAGCUUCUCUCUCCCCCCUCCCCACCGGCGAGUGGUUAUGAGUUGGUUUGGCGCGAGUCUGCAGCGGGUCGGGGCUUGCUUGUCUUCCCUUCCUCUUAUCUCUCUCUUCGUCCCGGGCGGGAUGGCCGGCAUGGACCCUUUCCGGCUGCAGGGCAACCUUUUGGGUGAGGAGAAAGCCAAAGCAUUCCGGAAUACAAAGCUGAUCCCUAUGGAAACCUCUUCAUCCUCUGAUGACAGCUGUGACAGUUUUGGCUCUGAUAAUUUUGCAAACACGAAGCCCAGAUUCAAGCCAGAAGUUGCAGAAGAAGUAGUCAAGAUUUUUUAUGAAGAUUCGGAUGAUGAAUCAUUCUGCGGUUUUUCAGAAAGUGAAAUUCAGGAAGUGUUGAAACUGGAAACAGACUCUGAGGAAAAUGGUAUGAGUGAUGAAGAUGAAUGUCUGCGUCAGAGGCCACAGAAAUGUUCUGUUCCUCUCAAAGUUGCCAUGAAAUUUCGGCCUCGAAGGUCUGAGAGGGGUAAUAGCAAAAUAGCUGCGGCACCAAAACCCUCUUGUGAGCCAGAAUUGGAUUCAGAUUCUGAUGAAGAAAGAGGCCCCAAAUUCUUAGAGAAAAGAGCUUUAAAUAUAAAAGAGAACAAAGCCAUGCUUGCAAAACUAAUGGCCGAAUUAAAAAAUGUCCCUGGAAUUUUUACUAGCAAAGGCCCAUUGGGAACACCUACUCUGAAACCACAGAGGUCUCCAAGGAGAUCAUUUCCCAGGCAAGCUUCAAGAAGGAGGAAUCCAGAAAGGCUUUCUAGACCUCACACAAGAUCCAGGUCCCUGAUUGAAGGUCCUCCCAGCCCUGUAGUGGAAGAAGACGAGGAGGACCCUUAUGUCUUAGUCAGGAGGAAAAUGUCUGAUGCCUACUCUGAGGAUGAAAUGGAUGCCCCCAGAAGAAAGCGCUGGAGUGCCAUGACUCUUCCCCAUGUCGUUCGUCCAGUGGAAGCAGUAACCCAGGAAGACCUGGAUAAUAUCUGCCAAACCGCCAGAGACAAAGUGUAUAACCGUGUGACGGGUUCUACUUGCCAUCAGUGUCGCCAGAAAACUACAGACACCAAGACCAGCUGUCGUAACCCAGAAUGUUUAGGCGUACGUGGUCAGUUCUGUGGCCCUUGCCUUCGCAACCGCUAUGGAGAAGAAGUCAGGGUUGCUUUGCUGGAUCCGGACUGGCAUUGCCCUCCUUGCCGUGGAAUCUGCAAUUGCAGCUUCUGCAGGCAGAGAGAAGGACGAUGUGCUACGGGGGUGCUGGUUUACCUGGCCAAGUACCAUGGCUAUGACAACGUCCAUGCUUACUUGAAAAGUCUGAAACAAGAACUUGAGAUGCAAGAAUGAAGUUCCGGCGGUAUUUGGGGCUCAUCAACUAUGUUGCCAUCAAGGUUGACUGUUCAUCUGAUUUGAAGUUAUUUUUCUACUCUUCUGAGCAUUUCUUGAAGAUGCUGAGCCAAAAAACAAACCCAACGCGCACACAUAAACCUCAAAGCAAGACCCAUUGUGUCAUUUGAUUGGAUGAGAGUUGCAAGACUGUCGGAAGUGUUCUAUGUCUUCUGUGCUGGAGCUGUAUUAGUUGUUAACGUACAUUAUUGCUAGUCACUUGUUCAUACAUUUGGAUGGUAGUGCCUUGAGACAUAGGCAGUAAAGAAAUAUUUGCCACAUGGCUCUCCUGAGUCUCACUGGGACAAGACAUUGUCGUUUUAGCGACAUCCAGAAAGGAGACUUGCCAUGUAACUUUGGAGAUCUAUGGAAUCACAGUCCUUUUUAAAGUUAAAACAACCGUUGUAUUUGAAUGUUACUCUUUAGAGUUCAUUUGCAUACAAAAGGCAACCAGGGUAGUAUUUGCUGACUUCUGGCUGGCGGUGCCCAAGAACCUCUAGUGCACUGGUUCCUAACCUUGGGUCCACAGAUGAUCUUUAACGAAAACUCCCAGAAUCCUUUGCCACAGUCUGCGCUGGCCAGGAUUUUUGGGAGUGUUACUCAUUACUUGCCAGCUAAAGGUGACUGAAGGUUAGGCCCAUUUGCCUUUCGCAUGUGUCUUUAAGCAACCUGAUUUCAGCCAGUAUAUGAAAGGAACAAUAUACAAAGCUUCUGAGGUUGGCUCAUAGAAUUAUUAAGCACCAAAAGCCUCAACACAAGAGCCUUCAUCUUCUGAUAGGGCAUAACAGUUGAAAUAUUGUUGCAGGGAGUAAGUAUAGUUGUAACAUUCAAUGCGCUGUGUGCAUGUUCCCAAGAAUUAUAGCAGGGGCUCUUCCUUUGACGGUUAGGAACGGGCUGAGUGCCACUGCUCUUAAUGCUAAAGCAGCAACAGGAUGCUGGCCAUUGCCUAGUAUGGAACACAAGGUGCAUGACUCUUAUAUGUGCAGUCUGCCUCCUCCAGAAUUGAGGUAGAGGAAUUUUGGAGCAUGUGCCAUGCAGGAAUCUUCUAUUACGUUUUUCAUUACAUGAAAAAUAGGGAGGUGCUCACAAGCCAGAGAUUGGUUUUCAUGCAGUUCCCUUCAGAUUUUCAGGUACAGGAGAGAUUGGCCAAGAAGCUCCUGCCCCACCAAUCAGACAUCUUAGUGUUUCAGAAUACAUUGCUAAGAGAACAUGGGGCUUGCAUUGCAGGCAUCUGUCAUAGGUUGGGUCUGUGGCAUUCCAUCAGUGCCAUUUGCCUUUGAGAAAGAUGCUGGCUGACACAUUUGCUUAACAUUAAAAGUGCUGCAUAGAAUAAGGAGCGAGAAAUACUCAGAGCAGUGGAAAGAACAGUGCUGUGACAUUUACAGCAAUAGCCACGAAGCCCACUUUUACGUUGAAUGUUGGACAAGGAAAGAAGUGAAUGCUGAAUUUUUUUUGUUCAGAUGAUGCCUUUUCACUCAUUUUCUGCUUAGCAUGGGAUACUGUGUAUAGUAAAAUGCACAUGAGCUAGAAAUCUUACUAAUAGGAUGGAGGUUGAUUUCAAAUGGUACUGUACAUUUUGGGGGAUCAGGGAGGAAUAAACCUUUGUUCUUUCGCUUUGCCUCUUUGAGGGAUGAUGGGCAGCAUUUGUAGCCUUCCAGGUGUUCUGGAUUGUAACUCCCAUCAACCCAUGGCCAGUGAUGAUGAAUGAGAAGUUACCUACCCCAAGUCUUUGUUGAAUCAAGCUGUAAACAGGCUGUGUUUAUCCUGCUUUGUUACCCCUCUGUAGAUGUUCUUCAGCUGCUAACACAUGUUGGAGUAACUUAUCUGUAUAUUUUGGAGCUAUGCAAUUGCUGUUUGGGUUUUCUGCAGGCUUUCUUCAAAGACAGGAAAGGACAGCUGCAAUGUCCAUGCCUGGUCUUUAGCAGUUUCAUAAACACUAUAAAUAGGUUCUUCAAUCUAUGAAGCCCUUAUGUACAGAAUGUAGUUUUCAUAAUAAAAUUUUUUUCUUCAAACUUA
This is a messenger RNA of Pogona vitticeps (central bearded dragon), 3649 nucleotides long. It is a transcript of the gene CDCA7, whose product is annotated as cell division cycle associated 7. Gene Ontology annotation, biological process: regulation of DNA-templated transcription. Lineage: Eukaryota; Metazoa; Chordata; Lepidosauria; Squamata; Agamidae. The record is from RefSeq and is a predicted model, not a curated record. Gene Ontology annotation, cellular component: nucleus.